Molecule: messenger RNA, 2810 nt
Organism: Tarenaya hassleriana
Lineage: Eukaryota; Viridiplantae; Streptophyta; Magnoliopsida; Brassicales; Cleomaceae
Product: receptor-like serine/threonine-protein kinase SD1-8
Exons: 8
Coding region: 109-2661 (850 amino acids)
Biological process (GO): recognition of pollen; protein phosphorylation
Molecular function (GO): ATP binding; protein serine/threonine kinase activity
Source: RefSeq, a predicted model, not a curated record
AUGAAACUAUAUAAUUCGCAUUUAAAUUCAACACAGACCAUUCCCAUCUCUCUCUCUCUCUCUAUAGUCUCUGGCGUUCGGACAUGAACAUAUGAAACUGACGGAGACAUGAGAGGUGUACCAAACAACCACCAUUCUUACAUCACCUGCUUCUUCUUCUUCCUUUCAGCAUUCUUCUCUGUUUUAUUCCCAGCGAUUUCGAUCUCUGUCGACACUUUAUCGUCUACCCAAAAUCUCACGGUUUCUGAGAAUCGGACCCUUGUCUCUCCCGGCGGUGUGUUCGAGCUCGGAUUCUUCAAGCCCAGCGAUUCUCGGAACAGUUGGUAUCUGGGGAUUUGGUACAAGACCAUCCCGAAGCGAACAUAUGUCUGGGUCGCAAACAGAGACAACCCUCUCUCCAAUUCCUCCGGAACUCUCAAGAUCUCCGACAGAAACCUCGCCCUCUUCGAUCAAGCUGAUAACCCCGUCUGGUCGACGAAUCUGACCGGAGAAGUCAAAUCUCCGGUUGCAGAGCUCCUCGACAAUGGAAAUUUCGUGUUCAGAGACUCGGAAAACAACAACCCGGAUGAGUUCUUGUGGCAAAGCUUCGAUCACCCGACGGACACAUUGCUCCCCGAGAUGAAACUCGGUUGGGAUCUGAGAACCGGAUUCGACAGAUACAUAACCUCUUGGCGAAGCCCGGAUGAUCCCUCCACCGGAGAUUUCUUGUUCAAGCUCGAAUCCCGAGGCUUCCCUGAAAUCUUCCUCUGGAACAGAGAUUCAAGGGUGUAUCGAAGCGGGCCGUGGAACGGAGUCCGGUUUAGCGGCGUACCGGAGAUGCAGCCACUGAAGUACAUGACGUUCAAUUUCACGGCGAGCAAGGACGAGGUCACGUACUCGUUCCACGUCACGAACAGCUCCAUUUACUCGAGACUGAGCGUGAGCUCGUCUGGGUUAUUGCAGAGAUUCACAUGGAUUCCGACGGAGCAGGAGUGGAACCGGUUCUGGUACGCGCCAAAGGAUCAGUGCGACAACUUCAAAGAGUGUGGCUCGUACGGGUACUGCGACACGAACACGUCGCCGGUGUGUAACUGCAUCAGAGGGUUCGAGCCGAGGAACCCACAGGCGUGGGCGUUGCGAGACGGGUCGGGAGGGUGCGUGAGGAAGACGCGGCUGAGCUGCGGCGGAGACAAGUUUUUGCGGCUGAGGAAGAUGAAGUUGCCGGAGACGACGGCGGCGAUGGUGGACCGUACGGUGGGGACGAAGGAGUGCGAGGAGAGGUGUAGGAGGAACUGCGAGUGUACGGCGUUUGCGAAUACGGAUAUAAGGAAUGGCGGGUCGGGUUGCGUGAUUUGGGUCGGCGAUCUUCUGGACAUUCGAGCUUACUCCGAUGGCGGACAGGAUCUUUUUGUCAGAUUGUCUGCUUCUGAUCUCGGGGACGAAAGCAGUAGAAAUGCCCUAGUUACAGGUUUGGUCGUCAGCUUUGGCGUCCUGUUUCUGGGUUCAAUUUUUUUCUGUCUUUGGAAGAGGAAGCAGAAGAAAACGAGAUCAAUCGCUGAGCCUAAUGCGAACCCAGAAAGAAGCCGAGAUCUGCUAAUGAAAGAGGCGGUGAUAUCAAGCAGGAGACACGUGUCGAGCGAAGGCAAAAGAGAGGAAAUUGAACUGCCAUUGUUUGAGCUUGAAGUGAUCGCCAUGGCUACAGAGAAUUUCUCAGACAGCAACAAGCUCGGACAAGGCGGUUUCGGCAGUGUUUACAAGGGGAGGUUGCUUGACGGUCAAGAAAUCGCUGUGAAGAGGCUAUCCAAAACGUCGGUUCAAGGGGUCGACGAGUUCAAGAACGAGGUUAGGUUAAUCGCGAGGCUUCAGCACAGGAACCUCGUCAGGCUUCUUGGCUGUUGUGUUGAGAUGAACGAGAAAAUGUUGGUUUACGAGUACAUGGAGAAUCGAAGCCUUGAUUCCAGUCUCUUCGUUUCAGAUAAAACCCGAAGCUCUAAGCUCGAUUGGAAAACGAGAUUCAGUAUCGUUUGCGGGAUAGCUCGAGGGCUUUUGUAUCUUCAUCAAGAUUCGCGGUUCAGGAUCAUCCACAGAGACUUGAAGGCCAGUAACGUCUUGCUCGAUAGAGAAAUGAACCCGAAAAUCUCGGAUUUCGGGAUGGCGAGGAUCUUCGGAGGGGACGAGACAGAAGCCAACACGAGAAAAGUCGUGGGAACGUACGGUUAUAUGGCACCAGAAUACGCAAUGGACGGGACAUUCUCCGUGAAAUCCGACGUUUUCAGCUUCGGGGUUUUGGUUCUGGAGAUUGUAAGCGGUAAGAGGAACAGAGGAUUCUACAACUCGAACACCGAACUCAAUCUUCUCGGAAGUGCUUGGAGAUAUUGGAAAGAGGGGAAAGGGAUCGAAAUCGUUGAUCCGGUGAUCGGAGAUUCGUAUCCGAACCACGAGGUUCUGAGAUGCAUACAGAUCGGACUUCUGUGCGUCCAAGAACGGGCGGAAGACAGACCGACGAUGUCAUCGGUAGUGUUGAUGCUCGGAAGCGAGACCGCGACAAUGCCGCAGCCGAGACAGCCCGGUUACUGUGUCGGGAGAAGCCCUUUGGAAACGGAUUCUUCGUCGAGCAGACAACCUGACGAUGAAUCUUGGACGGUGAACCAAGUCACUGUCACUGUGAUCGACGCUCGGUGAAUGGCUGGUUCAGACCGUCCGAUGUUCGUUUGUUUUUUGUUUUUUUUUUGUUUAUAAGAACAUGAAUACUGAUUCAAGAAUCAACCAAAUAUCAAUGAUAUUGAAAAGAAUUGGAGAAAUUAUUGAUGGAAGUUUUCAUGGAAAUUCAA